Messenger RNA from Aspergillus niger, 747 nucleotides. RefSeq lists its product as uncharacterized. Gene Ontology annotation, molecular function: deoxyribose-phosphate aldolase activity. Lineage: Eukaryota; Fungi; Ascomycota; Eurotiomycetes; Eurotiales; Aspergillaceae. Gene Ontology annotation, biological process: deoxyribonucleotide catabolic process; carbohydrate catabolic process. The record is from RefSeq and is a predicted model, not a curated record. The transcript is spliced from 2 exons. Gene Ontology annotation, cellular component: cytoplasm. The coding region runs from base 1 to 747 and encodes 248 amino acids.
AUGGCGCACAAAAUCACAGUCACCCUGCCCCAGCUGGCCAAGAUGAUCGACCACUCGCUCCUCCACCCCACCAUGACCGACGCCGACAUCAUAGCCGGCCUUAAAAUUGCCCGCGACAACCACGUCGCAACCGCCUGCGUCAAACCCUACGCCAUCCCCUUAGCUAAGAAAGAGCUCGCCGGAUCAGACGUUCUCGUCUGUCCGGUCAUUGGAUUCCCCCACGGCAACAGCACCACCGAGAUCAAGGUCCUCGAAGCCACCGCUGCCGCGAAGGCUGGCGGAGCCGAGAUCGACAUGGUGGUCAAUGUGGGCAAGGUUCUCGGGGAGGAAUGGGACUAUGUGGCGGAGGAGAUUCGCCAGAUCAACGAUGCUGUGGUUGCCAAUGGGGCAAUUUUGAAGGUCAUCUUCGAGAACGAUUACUUGCGCUCUGAGCAUAUUGCUCGUCUGUGUGAGAUAUGUACCCAGAUUGGAGUGGCCUUUGUCAAGACUUCGACUGGAUAUGGAUUUGGUGCCACGGUACAGGCUGUUAAGUUGAUGAGGGAGAAGUCUGGCGAGAAGGUGCAAAUCAAAGCUGCCGGUGGAGUUCGCACGUUGGAUGAUCUGCUACAUGUCAUGAGUUUGGGUGUUACUCGCAUUGGAGCCACGGCUACUGUGGCAAUUUUGGAGGAUGCCAAGAAGCGUGGGAUAGGGAACGAGCCUGUUGAGGUGGCGUUUAAGCCAAUGGCGGAGGCAUCUGGAGGCUACUGA